AUGGCGGACUCUUCCGAAAUGCAGUCAAAAAUUGAUGCAGAACUACAGCAAAGCAAACGCGACCAGCAAGAUUCGUCCUUUUUAGAAACUCUCGUGCCGAUUCCCGACUUCUUCUUUAACAUCAAAGCGGAGAUCGAACCCAUCGGCGGGUCGAAAUGGCGCAUUCGUAUAUUUGGAUACAUCUUGUAUUUCAUCACUCUAUGCGUGAUGUUUGGAUCUUUCGCGUACUACUCGCUUCCCGCGCAGCGCGUGAGCUUGGAGUCUAUUGUCACCUCGGAAUGGAACAAGCCCGGCUUUGCGUGCAAGCCCCUCCAGAAGACCACUUUGCACGGUCUGAGCACGGACUGGAGUUUCGAUGAAUGUGUGAGUGCUACAUCGAGUCCGAGCGCGGAAAGUAUCGUAUCGGUGCAGAAAAACGAUGGCUCCACCCAGUUUGACUUUCGUUUCGCUGCGAAAGACGGGUCAACUGGAACCUUGAGUUUCUACGACAUUUGGAACGCGAAGAGUGUUGAGACGACCACCUGGGAGAAGGAAGGUUUUUAUUGCAGACCACUUCAGAAGACCACUUUUCACGGUCUGAGCACAGACUGGAGUUUCGAUGAGUGCGUAAAGAACGUGAACAUUCCCGAUGCGACGAACAUCAAGUCGGUGACCAAACACGCCAACUAUGUCCACUACGACUAUGACUUUGCGAGCGACGGCGAUUCGAACAAAGGCAUCAUAAGCUUUUACGACGACAGGUACGCAUCCUCUGUUUUGCAGAAAACCAAUCAAGCGAGUGAUGACUGGAAACGAGAUGGUUAUUCCUGCUAUCCGGAACCGCCGUACGACAAUACUUUUAACGUGCGCUACAACCACAGCGAAUGUUUGGAUGUCGUGCUGCCCCCAUCUGCGGCAACUGUUCAGUCUCAGUCGCCAAAUGGGUAUGGUUUUUCAUAUCAUCCUUUUGGUAAUGAAGGAACCCUUGGCUACCCAUGCUCUGCGAGCCUUGCUAGUCGUCUAUACACUGCACAUUCCUCUUGUCCAAUCAUGCCACCUUGCAGCGGUUCAUGCCAGUGUAUGUAUGCAAAAUUUCUGCCGAGUGGAGCUGUAUUUCCAACCACGUGCGAUGCGACGAAACCUUAUUACGUAUCUGGAGGUGGAUUUUAUUUAGGGAUGCAAAAUUCGCUCGAUGCUACUGGAAGUAUUACUCUUGACUUGGCCAUCAAAGGUUGGAAUGACAUUCUGAACACGCAAGCUGAUCAGCAUGGAGGCUUUGGGAACGAGUUUGUGUGCUCAUUCUUGAAACUAAACGGCAACGGUUUCCGCUGCUUCGACAAGCCCAAGCCCCCGACCACCAAGGAGCUCGCGAUUCAACGCUACGCCUCGGAAUACCCGCCCGAGACCAUUUGCGGACCAAUCAAGCAGAACGGUCCAUUCCGCUGCAAGCCAAAGGAGGAGCCCCCGACCACCAAGGAGCUCGCGAUUCAACGCUACGCCUCGGAGUAUCCGCCCGAGACCAUCUGCGCUCCGCUCAAGCUGAACAGCCCUUUCCAGUGCACCCGCAACGUGGAGGUGCCCGCAACGACGCGACUGAGCCUUUCAGUCGCGGCCGCGCAAGCUGUGUUUGCGCUCACAGGCAUCGCCCUUGUAGCGCUGCUGAGGAAACUCCAGAAGCCGUCAACAACGACCUCGGAGAGCUUGUCGACUGAUGGCGACCUGCGUUCCAUGAUGCGAAAGCUUCGCCUUACAGUGGAUCGGCUUGACUCAAAAAUUGACCAUUUUGGCACCGGCCAGGACCAGCUACGCACCGACCAGGACCAGCUACGCGUCGGUCAGGACCAGCUACGCGUCGGUCAGGAUCAGCUACGCGUCGGUCAGGAUCAGCUACGCACCGGUCAAGGCACGCACGAAGAGCUCAUUCAAAAGCUCCUGAGCAAGAAAUGA
Messenger RNA from Micromonas commoda, 1926 nucleotides. RefSeq lists its product with no specific name. The coding region runs from base 1 to 1926 and encodes 641 amino acids. Lineage: Eukaryota; Viridiplantae; Chlorophyta; Mamiellophyceae; Mamiellales; Mamiellaceae. The transcript has a single exon. The record is from RefSeq and is a predicted model, not a curated record.